CAUAUACAGCUGUCACCCACAAACACAACAACAUCGACAACAGCUGGUGAAGCUAACUCGUCAAAUCUCGUAACAAUGUCUCACUUAUCUCAACAGGAGAAACUGUUGUACACUGACUUCUUCCUGAGACUGGAUGCCGAGCAAGGGGAUGGGGAUGGGGCGCUGAACAUCGCGGAGUUUGAGAAGCUGCUGCUGACGCUGGGAUUUAGAUUAAGCAAAGAACAAGUUGCGGCCGAGUUUAUAAAAACCGAUAAGGAUCAGAACUGGAAGAUUACUCUCGACGAGUUCCUGGUCACAUUGCCUAAUGUUGUCCCCCCAGGCUCGCCCCAGGCUAUUGCCGCGACUAUCCGACGCCGGUUUGACGAGAACGACUUGAACAAAGAUGGGUACAUUACAUUUGAUGAACUGAAGCAGGUGCUUGCUGACGCCAAUCAAGGCAAAGAUGAAGAGGAGCUCAAGUCUUUCGUAAGGGAUUUCAUAAAGAAUUGGGACGCGGAUGGAGAUGGCAAGAUCAAUUUUGAGGAGUUCCUGGAGAUGUUCAUAGAGACCGAAUUGGGUGAUGAGGAUGAUGAUGAAGAUGAUGAUGAAGAAAAGGGGGAAGUGAAGGACAAUGACGGAGAGGAUUUUGAUCAACGUAAAAACCCAAUCUACAUUCCGCGCGAAUGAUUUAAAGUAACAUUUUACAUUAAUGUUUCGAGUUUUCGGCAAUUUGAUUACUUGAUGUAAAUAUGAGGCAGUCUGGCAUAUAACGUCCAUGUUAUUGUUCUGUGAAAGAUCUAUGAGUGUAUGAAAAGCGUACGGAUCUUUAAAAACCUUAGAUGUAUACUCUGUCCCAUUGUCAGAGUCCUGAGACCAAUGUAACAAGCAUUUCAUUUCCAUCACAGUGUAAGCCUUACUACAAUAAACACAAUGUAUAUGCAGACGUUGGCUAUGCUCCAAGUCGUCAUAACGACCAGUUUGAACAACUAUCUUAAAUUACUGCAUCUAAAUCGAGAGAGGACUACUUUCAAGUGUCUAGGGAUUUCAGAACAUAAAUAUAUAGAAUAUAUUAGAGUGUUAUAUUAUAAUAUGAUGUCAAAUAUGAAAUUUAUGUUUAUUUUAAAGAAAGGAGAGUGAGUGAAUGGAUAUGAUUUUUUACGCCGCUUUUAGCACUAUAACAGCAAUAUUACAGAAAUGGGCUUCACACAUUGUACCUAUGUCGGUGAGAAGGGUGAAAGCUGUAACAGCAGUUUAUAUAAAUCAUUUACAAGGGACAGUAAUUGCUGUUGCAAAGUAUCCAACAAUCUGUGUUUACAUAAGACCGCCUGCGUGGUCUAGUGGAAGGUCCGGCACCGGGUCCACGUCAUACCAAAAUCACGUUAAAAGAUGGUACUUGUUGUUACCCUGUCUGGCACCGGGAAUGGGGUAUUCGUGUUACCUCUUUACAAAUGUGCUAUUUAGUAGCAUCAUUAUUCAUCUUAUUUGUGCUUAUAAUAUUAGUAGCUUUAAAGGUGUUCAUAAAUAAUUGAUCAAAUCCAAUAUGUUUCAUAUAAAUUAAGAACAUGAUUUUAAUAACACAACGAAGUUCAUCAAAGUUUAAAUUAAACAUUGGAUAAUAGCAGUGCAUAUUGUUAUAUUGUUGUAUUUGACAGUAUGCAUUACUGAUUCAUGAAAUACUAUAAA
Messenger RNA from Haliotis rufescens (red abalone), 1662 nucleotides. RefSeq names its product calmodulin-4-like. Bases 76 to 666 code for a protein of 196 amino acids. The transcript has 3 exons. Gene Ontology annotation, molecular function: calcium ion binding. The record is from RefSeq and is a predicted model, not a curated record. Lineage: Eukaryota; Metazoa; Mollusca; Gastropoda; Lepetellida; Haliotidae.